This is a messenger RNA of Chaetomium strumarium, 996 nucleotides long. Its product is annotated as short chain dehydrogenase reductase. The record is from RefSeq and is a predicted model, not a curated record. Bases 73 to 996 code for a protein of 307 amino acids. Gene Ontology annotation, molecular function: oxidoreductase activity, acting on NAD(P)H, oxygen as acceptor. Gene Ontology annotation, cellular component: intracellular anatomical structure. The transcript has 3 exons. NCBI's taxonomy places the organism in Eukaryota, Fungi, Ascomycota, Sordariomycetes, Sordariales, Chaetomiaceae.
AGACGUGACUUGUGCUAUAGAGCAUCAGAGCAGCAAGGUCAGCAACCGACAGUUGAUUCACUAUUGUGCACUAUGGCGUCGCUGAGCAUCAAAGAGAGUGACAUUCCGUCGCAGGCCGGGAAAACCGCCGUCAUCACCGGAGGAGCCUCUGGCAUUGGCCUCGCAGCGGCCAGGAUUCUCGUCGAGAAGGGGGCCGCAGUCCACGUGCUCGACCUUAACAGGCCGGCCGCAGAGGAGGAUCAGCACAUCCCGGGCCUGCAGUUCCACCAGUGCAACAUUUCCGUCUGGGAGGAGCUCCGCAGCGCCUUCGAGGAGAUCGGUCACAUUGACUACGCCUUCGCUAACGCCGGCGUGUCGGAGGAGACCGAUUACUUCGCCGACACACUGGACGGAGAGGGCCGCCUCAUCGAACCGACAUACCGCGUGCUCGACGUCAACGUCCGCGGCGCCUACAACGUCGUCAAGCUGGCGUGGAGCCACAUGCGCAAGGAUAAGACGCCGGGCAGCAUCGUCAUCACCACGAGCGCGUCCGGGUACGCACCCGAGCAGUCGCUGCCAGUGUACUCCAGCGGCAAGUUGGCGCUCGUCGGACUCAUCCGCGCCCUCCGAUCCGUAAUCAUCCAGGACAACAUCACCAUCAACGGCGUCGCCCCCGCAGCCACCAUCACCAGCCUCCUCCCGGCGCACCUGGCAGCUCCCAUCAUGGCCAUGGGCUUGCCCGUCAGCGACGCCCGAUUUGUAGGUCUUGCUCUGGUACACUCGGCCGUGGCGACGCAGAACCGCCGCGUGCAGGCCUAUGGCAAGGAGGCCGAUGGUGAUGUUUGGAAAAAAGGAGAGCGUUGGAACGGGCGAGUGAUCUUGACACUGGGGGACCGCUACACCGAAUUGGAGGAACCGACGGCGGACCUGCGGCCCUUCUGGUUUGGCAGGGAGAAUACGCAGAUGACAAGGUUGCAGCAGGCGGCCACGGAUUUCCGUCCGCUGGGUAGUGGCUGA